Molecule: messenger RNA, 1435 nt
Organism: Sardina pilchardus (European sardine)
Lineage: Eukaryota; Metazoa; Chordata; Actinopteri; Clupeiformes; Clupeidae
Product: zinc finger protein 436-like
Exons: 4
Coding region: 56-1435 (459 amino acids)
Biological process (GO): regulation of transcription by RNA polymerase II
Cellular component (GO): nucleoplasm
Molecular function (GO): DNA-binding transcription repressor activity, RNA polymerase II-specific; RNA polymerase II cis-regulatory region sequence-specific DNA binding
Source: RefSeq, a predicted model, not a curated record
UUAAGUCACAAGCAGGGAAAUGUACACGCAGUCCACCCCGAGAUAACGUUAGUAGAUGUUGGUUCAAAACAUUGUCCAAAACUCCAGAUUCAGACACAAACGCCAAAUCGACAGACCGAAGUUGACGAUGCAGAGAACCAGAGGAGGAAGGGUACGGCUAACAAACUCUUCUUGGGAUCAUCUUUGCUCUGCUAGCUACAUGGAUCUUGCACGUCCAUUUAGUUCCGGCUGUGCUGAAACGCACCAGUUUGGCCUGAGAGUGAUCGUGAAAGAAGAGGAUAUAAAAGAGGAGGAAUAUGAUCACAUGAUUACAUGUCCAGAUGAAGAAGAAAAGCCCUUUGUAGAGUUUCACUGUAAAACUGAAACAGACGACACAGACUCACUAAGGUUUUCUUACAAUGAAAUGCUACAGACAAUAGUGAAGGAAGAAGAGGUGAAGAAAGAAGAAGUGAAGAAAGAGGAGGAAGAAGAGGAGGAGGAGGAGAAGGAAGAAGAGGAGGUGCAGCAUGACGAGCCCGGCUGUCUGCUGGAAAGUGUAUCAGAACACCCACAUACCACACGACAGAAGAUCCACGGACAGAAUGAUGACCUCAGCCUGCAACUCAAAGGAAGGCUGCACCACUGCACCGUCUGCAGGAAGAGCUUCACAGCCCUGAGAGAAGCCGAGAAGCAUCGGCAGACACACACUUUCGGCAGAACAGAGCUGAGCACGGACAAAAAGACUCACGACUCUGGAGAGACAUGUUCAGCGUCCACUUCUCGACCUACAAGCCUGACACGGGACAUGCCAGCACACACUGGGGACAAGCGGCCUCACGAAUGUGUCCAGUGUGGAAAAACCUUUAGAAGGUUAGAAAGUCUUCGACGUCAUCAUAUGUUAAUUUACGUGAGAAAGAAGCCCCAUACAUGUGAUCAGUGUGGGAAAGGGUUUAUAGAACGCUCGGAUUUGAAGGCCCACAUGCUGGUAGGCCUUCACACGGGGGAGAAGCCUCACAAAUGUGUCCAGUGUGGAAAAGCUUUUGACAGGUCUACAGAUCUCAAACGCCACAUGCUCAUACACACUGGAGAGAAGCCUCAUAAAUGUGUCCAGUGUGCGAGAGCCUUUUUACGAUUUUCAAGCCUUACAUGUCACAUGCUAACACACACUCGACAGAAACAGCCUCAUAAAUGUGUCCAUUGUAGAAAAGAGUUUUUGCAAAUUUCAGCUCUUAAAACCCACAUGAAAAUGCACACUGCAGAGCAGCUAUAUACAUGUGUCCAGUGUGGAAAAUCUUUUAGAAGGCUGGCAAAUCUUCAACAAAUGGCAGAUGCUGCUGUUACACUGGACAUUGACUUCAUGAACGUUCUCUGUGCACAAUCGCAGAGACUUUCUAAUGGGGAGACACAGCACUCAAAAGACCCUCCAAAGGCCAAAAGGUGUUGGGUUGGAUCGUGA